CAAUUGUUUGCCAUUUGCAUUGUGUGUCUUCAUGUAGUAAAGUGACAAUACAAGAUAUAAUAAUUGCGAACAGGUUGGCGUUUCGUCAGAAUGAUUCGAGGCACGAUAGUUAUACCGUCUCUUGCAUUUCUGUUUCUAAUAACAGCCGAGUGCCUACUGUCGAACGAAAUAGGGGAAGGACAAAUGGCCGGAAGUGGAAAUAGGAAUUGCGUAUGCAUGAACUGGAGAGGCUGCCAUGGGAAGAUUAACUCAGAUGUACAGUGCCCUGGCAGCUACAUAAAUAUUUGUUGUAUCGUGCCAACUGCACCAAGGAGUGGUGGGGAUCCACGCUACCCUUGACCUGAGGAAGGUCAAAUUGCCACGGAUUUUUCGCAUUUAUGUUUUAAAAAAGAUAUUUUUCACUAAACUGUAUUGAUAACAAUUGAUAAAAAGUCUAUGCGUAUCUUGUUGCUUGCAGAGAAACCGAAAAGAGCAUCUCCCACCACCUUAUUUUUUAAGUCAGGCAAUGAAUCAAAUCUACUGAAGUAUCUUCAAGCAACUCGUUAUAAUUUCAACUUGCGACACCCACAUAUGCACGGCACAUAAAAAACUAGAUUAACCAAAUUAUUUUAUUAAGAAGCAUGAGAUGAGUCAUAGGCGCUCGCGUUUUGAAUAAAAUGGUUACUCAUGGAUUGAUAUGGAAACGCAAUUAUUUUAUACGAACGAUAUGCUUCCGUAAAAAACUGGUUUCUUCGAACAAUGACAAAGAAAAAUGCGCAUAUAGAGGAAUUUCAUGUAUCAAGAAUAAAGUAAUCCAUAAAACAAUCUAUAGUUUAUUGAGUGAAUCAAGGCAGUUACGUCACGACGUCAAACGAUGACAGUGACGCACAUAGUUGCUACAUUCAUUAA
This is a messenger RNA of Acanthoscelides obtectus, 888 nucleotides long. Lineage: Eukaryota; Metazoa; Arthropoda; Insecta; Coleoptera; Chrysomelidae. The record is from the annotation of a GenBank genome assembly.